AUGAGGAAUGUACUGCUGCUGUCCCUUGCGCUGCCCGCCCUAGGCGGUCUGCACCUCGUACAACGAGAUUCACCCGCAGUCGUCUCGCUCGAUAUUCAACGCAAGCACGUCGCAGACCCCGUCGCCAGAGACAGAGCCCGUCGCAAGCGCGAUCUGACCGUCAGCGAGACCUUGCUCAACGAGGGCACGCUCUACUACUGCAAUGUCUCGCUGGGCACUCCCCAACAGGACCUGCGCCUGGUGAUCGAUACCGGCAGCAGCGAUCUGUGGUGCAAUACACCCUCCUCCGCCCUCUGCAAGUCUCAGGGUGACCCUUGCAAGGCCACCGGGUCCGGCACCUACAAUCCCAGCUCGUCCUCAUCCUACGCGCUCGUCUCCGAUGAUUUUAACAUCAGCUAUGCCGACGGCUCGGGCGCCGUCGGCGAUUAUGUCACCGAUACCCUGCACAUUGGGGGUGCUACGCUCAAGGACUUCCAGUUUGGUGUGGGCCUCAAGUCCGGAUCAGCAGAGGGCGUCCUAGGCAUCGGUUAUCCCGCCAACGAGGUCCAGGUCGGCCGCAAUGGCCAAUCGGCCUACGCCAAUCUGCCCAUGGCAAUGGUCCAGAAGGGUUUGAUUAAGUCGAGUGCCUACAGUCUGUGGCUGAACGACCUGGACGCCAACACUGGCUCCAUCCUGUUCGGCGGCGUCAACACCGAGAAGUUCCAGGGCACACUCGAGACCCUCCCGAUCCAAAAGGUCGGCGGGAUCUACGCCGAGUUCGUCAUUGCGCUCACGGGGGUCGGGGUGAAAAAUUCCUCGGGCCACCACAGCUACUCGUCCAACGCAUUGCCCGCGGCCGUCUUGCUGGACUCGGGAAGCUCACUCACCUACCUCCCCACGGCGAUCGUCCGGGAUAUCUAUGAACAAUUGGACGUGCUGUAUGAGCCCUCCGAUGGCGUGGGAUAUGUUCCGUGCAGCAUGGCCGAGGACGACAUCACCUUUACCUACACUUUCUCGUCCCCGACAAUCAAUGUCGGUAUCCAGGAGUUGGUCAUAGAUACCGGGGAGGACCUGCACUUCUCGAAUGGGAAGAGCGCAUGCAUGUUCGGCAUCGUCCCCGCGGGCGACAGCACGUGUGUCCUGGGGGACACGUUUCUGCGGAGCGCGUACGUGGUCUAUGACCUUGCCAACAAUGAGAUCUCGUUGGCCAAUACCCGCUUCAACACCACCGGUGGGAACGUCCUGGAGAUUGGCACCGGCGACGACGCGGUUCCCAGCGCGACCGCGGUGGCACACCCGGUGACCACCGUGUCGGUCGAAGGUUCCGGAGCUCGUCUGGGGCAGCCGCAGGGAUCGGGCAGCCUCGGUUCGCUGACGAGCAACGCGGCGACCGUGCCAACCGGUAUGCCGAACCCUUUGGCGCUAGGGCUCAUAGGCGCAGGCUAUCUAUUAGCAUUGUAG
Molecule: messenger RNA, 1440 nt
Organism: Penicillium lagena
Lineage: Eukaryota; Fungi; Ascomycota; Eurotiomycetes; Eurotiales; Aspergillaceae
Product: pepsin-like aspartic protease
Exons: 2
Coding region: 1-1440 (479 amino acids)
Biological process (GO): proteolysis
Molecular function (GO): aspartic-type endopeptidase activity
Source: RefSeq, a predicted model, not a curated record